CUUGAGCCCUGCCCCGUCCCGCUUAGACAAUGCCCCGGAGCCGCCAGACCGUUGCGCCCCCGCCCCACUGUGGUACUGGAGCUCGUCUACCCCGGGACCCCUCAAAGCCAAAGCUCCAAUCCCCGAGGCUUGGAGGCUAGGACCCUCUUCACCAACUCUGUCCUCAGGGGGGUGGGGCCCCAGCCAAGAUCACGGAGCUGCGGGAGUGGGGGUGGCCGCUGGAGACCGGUGAAGUAAAAAGAGAAAACUAAGAAAUCAGCGUGGCCGGAGGGGGCGUCCGUGUGGAUGGGAUGGGGACGCCAGGGGAGGGGCUGGGCCGCUGCUCCCAUGCCCUGAUCCGGGGGGUCCCGGAGAGCCUGGCGUCGGUGGAGGGUGCGGGGGCUGGCCUCCCGUCCCUGGACCUGGCCAAAGCUCAGAGGGAGCACGGGGUGCUGGGUGGUAAACUGAGACAGCGAUUGGGGCUGCAGCUGUUAGAACUGCCUCCUGAAGAGUCGCUGCCGCUGGGACCGCUGCUCGGUGACACCGCGGUGAUCCAAGGGGAUACGGCCCUAAUCACGAGGCCCUGGAGCCCCGCCCGCAGGCCGGAGGUCGAUGGAGUCCGCAAAGCCCUCCAGGACCUGGGGCUCCGAAUUGUGGAGAUGGGGGACGAGAACGCGACACUGGAUGGCACCGAUGUUCUCUUCACCGGCCGCGAGUUUUUCGUAGGCCUUUCCAAGUGGACCAAUCACCGUGGAGCUGAGAUCGUGGCGGACACGUUCCGGGACUUUGCCGUCUCCACGGUGCCGGUCUCAGGCCCCUCCCACCUGCGUGGCCUCUGUGGCAUGGGGGGACCACGCACUGUGGUGGCGGGUAGCAGCGAGGCUGCCCAAAAGCUCCUUGCACACGCCCUCUCUCCUCUCUCCCAGGCAAUGGCAGUGUUGACGGAUCAUCCCUAUGCCUCCCUGACCCUCCCAGAUGACGCAGCGGCUGACUGUCUCUUUCUGCGUCCUGGGCUGCCGGGAGUGCCCCCGUUCCUCCUGCACCGUGGAGGUGGGGAUCUACCCAACAGCCAGGAGGCACUGCAGAAGCUCUCUGACGUCACCCUGGUACCUGUGUCCUGCUCGGAACUGGAGAAGGCGGGCGCUGGGCUCAGCUCCCUCUGCCUGGUGCUCAGCACACGCCCCCACAGCUGAGAACCUGGCCUUGGGUUCCUGGCUGGCUAGGGGUAGGGCGGCAUAGGAGUAGAAGGGGAAGGAGGGUUAGAUGGAGGAUGGCAAAUAGGGAGUAGUGGGGAGAGGGCCCCAAGAUCAGGGGAGGGCAUAGGAUAGAGGCCACUGGGUGACUCUUCUCCCAAGAACUAAUAAAAUAGAACUGACCUUUUA
This is a messenger RNA of Phacochoerus africanus (Common warthog), 1361 nucleotides long. It is a transcript of the gene DDAH2, whose product is annotated as dimethylarginine dimethylaminohydrolase 2. NCBI's taxonomy places the organism in Eukaryota, Metazoa, Chordata, Mammalia, Artiodactyla, Suidae. Gene Ontology annotation, biological process: arginine metabolic process; positive regulation of nitric oxide biosynthetic process. The record is from RefSeq and is a predicted model, not a curated record. Gene Ontology annotation, molecular function: amino acid binding; dimethylargininase activity. The transcript has 7 exons. The coding region runs from base 291 to 1172 and encodes 293 amino acids.